This is a messenger RNA of Orbicella faveolata, 1060 nucleotides long. Its product is annotated as U2 small nuclear ribonucleoprotein A'-like. NCBI's taxonomy places the organism in Eukaryota, Metazoa, Cnidaria, Anthozoa, Scleractinia, Merulinidae. Gene Ontology annotation, biological process: mRNA splicing, via spliceosome. Gene Ontology annotation, molecular function: U2 snRNA binding. Gene Ontology annotation, cellular component: U2 snRNP. The record is from RefSeq and is a predicted model, not a curated record.
GGCGGCUUUCAGGUGAUGAGAAAAGUUUACAGAAAGAAAGCUGUUUAUCUGUUGAAUUCUCCAACUGAAGUCUUGCGUAGAUUGUAACAUUAGUUUAGAAGGAUAUUGUGGAACCUCUUAACAUAGUUUUAAGGAGUUUUGACGGUGGAAACUAGUCGAAAAAAUGAAGUUAACUGCAGAUCUUAUUCUACAAAGCCCUCAGUACACAAACGCUUUGCGAGACAGGGAACUUGAUUUGCGUGGUUAUAAAAUUCCAGUAAUUGAAAACCUUGGAGCAACCUUGGAUCAAUUUGAUACUAUUGAUAUGUCGGAAAAUGAUAUCCGCAAACUGGAAGGAUUUCCAUUACUCAAGAGACUUAAGAGUUUGCUUUUGAACAACAACAGGAUAUGUCGUAUAGCUGAGAAGUUGGAAGAAAGCCUACCACACUUAGAGACAAUUGUUAUGACUUCAAACAACAUGCAGGAAUUGAAAGAACUGGAUCCACUGAAGUCUGUCAAGACUCUUCAAUAUCUUAGUUUGCUUCGAAAUCCAGUGACCAACAAACCUCACUACAGAUUAUACGUUAUCCACAAAUUGCCACAAUUAAGAGUGUUGGACUUUCAGAGGAUCAAGCAAAGGGAAAGAGAAGCUGCAAAGAAAAUGUUUAGUGGCAAAAGAGGAGAAGGUGGUCACAAGGGAAGAAAACCAAAAACGUUCGUCCCUGGAGAACCACCAGCUGCCUCAAGACCACUACCAAGUAAACCUCUCCCACCACCCACAAGGGACAUUGCCGCAAUUAAGGCUGCCAUUGCAAACGCUCGCUCCCUGGAUGAGGUACAAAGACUAGAGAUGUUAUUAAAAACAGGACAGGUACCUGGCAGGAGCAAACAGAAUGAUAAUGUUGAUGAAGAGAUGGAAGACAUGUCUAAUGGCACAUGAACAGACUCAGUAUUAAAUGUAACAUACAUAUAAUCUUUUUCUCUGUAAGUGAAUCAUGUGGCCAAGCUGACUUAUGUUUUAUAAUGGCAGCAAUCUUUUGUAAUUAGAUGUAUUUAAUACAAAACCAAAGCUUUCAACUUU